Molecule: messenger RNA, 5295 nt
Organism: Canis lupus familiaris (dog)
Lineage: Eukaryota; Metazoa; Chordata; Mammalia; Carnivora; Canidae
Gene: VINAC1
Exons: 7
Coding region: 1-4368 (1455 amino acids)
Biological process (GO): cell migration; cell-cell adhesion
Cellular component (GO): catenin complex; adherens junction
Molecular function (GO): actin filament binding; beta-catenin binding
Source: RefSeq, a predicted model, not a curated record
AUGUGGCGAGUCAUAUUUACGGGCCAAGCAGACUGCAUGUCAACUGCAGCUGAUGAGCAAGUUCUCUACAAGGAGUUAAAGCUGGCAGGAGACUCUGAGGAGGAGUGGCUCUGGGAGGAAAUGGGGCCUGCUGCUGAGUCUCUGAUCCUGUCUGGGAGGAACAUCAUGCUAGUAGCUCAGAAGCUCCAUCUUCAGCCAGAAUGUCAAAGCUACCAGGAGGAACUAGUGACUACAGCUCAGCAGAUCCUGGUGGAUACCACAAAGGUGAGGCUGAUAUCAGAUCUACUUGCUGGCCGAGAGUCUGUACUCUUUAGGCUGAGGGCGUUUGGGGGAGCGUCUAUUCAUAAACCUGGAGGAGGGAAGCCGCUGCCUUGCUUGCUCUCGCUCCAGGAACGAUCCAGCAUGGUCAACCUUCUCUUCCCCUGGCUGCCCGAACAGGUCCUGCUCCUGGAAGACGCGGCGACGGCGAGGAAGAUGGUUCGGGAGGCGGGUUGGUGCCUGACCUGCCUGGACUCGCUGGAGGCCACGGCCGCUGCGGCCUCCCCGCGCGGGCCCUUCGCGGACCUGGCCGCGGCGCUGCUGCGCCUGGGCCGCCUGACCGCGCCGGGGCGCGGGGAGCGCCUGGGCCGCGCCGGCCGCCUGCUGCGGGGCUGUGUCCCCGCGCUGCUCCAGGCCGCCCGCGGCCGCCUGCAGCGUCCGCGCGACCCUCAGCUGGCCGCUGCCCGGCGCCGCGCUUUCGCCCAGACCCGGAGGACCCUCGGCGAGCUCCUGGCGCAGCUGGAGCCCAGCGCCGCGGCCCCCGCCUGCGCUCAGGCCGGCGCGCUCGCCGGGCGCCUGCGGGAGCUGCGCGAGCUGCUGGCGGCGCCGGGGCCCGAGCGCGUCGGCGGCCCUCUGGACGCGCCGCUGGCCGCCGUGGUGUGGCACUGCAUGCGCCUGGCCGCCUGCUCCCCUCCGCCCGACAGGCUGCGCCUGGUGGCCCGCUGCGGCCAGCUGCUGGAGCUGCGCAGCGCCCAGCGCCUGGGUCGCAUCGAGCGGCCCCCGGGAGCCGGCGGGGCCUCCGGGAGCCUGCAGCCCCGGCAGGAGUGCGCCGCGCUGCAGGCCGCGGCAGAGGCCCUCUCCCGGGGAGUCCGCACUGGGCUGCUGCGCCAGAUCCUGGACACGUUCACCGACACGCAAAGUCCUCUUCGGAGACUGGUCCGGGCCGCUUUGGCCACUCGCCCAGUCGGCGCCCCGUGCGAUGGCGAGGCCUUGCCAAAGACUUUCCAGCUUUGCCUUGCUGCUUUCCACGACCAGGCCAAGCAGAUGCUCAGAGUGGCGCGCUUGGUCUUGGUUUGCUGCCCGCGACAACAAACUGGCAAAGACAUGGAGGUCACCAUGGCAGGCCUUUGGGGGCUUGUGGUCAGAGUGCAGCAACUUUUCUCACAGAGCCCCCAAGGGUCUGGUCUGGACUGGAGCCCUGCCGCCUUGCAGGCCCUGCUUCAGGCAUGGACCAGGGCAUCUGAAGGCUCGUUGGCAUGUUUUGACGACGUUCUGGAUAUUCCUGAGUUCCUGAGUGUGUCCAUUCAAGAAAUGACCAAGUACUUGGACUUCUUUAAAUGGACUUUGAGGAACCCAGAUUCCAGAGAGUUUUCCCAACUUGUGGCGUAUUUACAGGGUCGAGCCACACACAUAGUGCAGGUGAUGAGCAGGUACGUGGACCAAGAUCGAGAUCCCAUUUUCCGGAAUGGCCUGAGAGUCUUGAUCCAGCAGCUGGACCAGUCUUCACGGUUCUUGAGUGCAGCUGCUGAGUGCUGUUCAGGUGGGCACGGCACUCGGGGUACAGAUGCAUUUCUAACCAUGGCAAAACACCUGAUCCAUUCAGCCCAGAGCAUCCAAGAGGGGCUGGAUGGGACUAACCACCCAGAUAUCCUUAGCCCUCUUCGAAACCAAGUCCAAAGGUUUGACACUACUAAGGGACCACCUUAUUUUAUUCUCCCCAGCCUUCUGGACUCUACAGCUCCUGCACUGAAACACCAGGGGGAACCUGUGCUGGAGAAAAGCAACCCAGGCACCUCCUAUCCACCGAGGAACAAUCUUUCCUACCUCUUGAUUCCUGACAUCCAUCCCCAGAUGGGGCACACUCCACACCCAGGCAUCAGCAAACUCAUCCUUGCUGUAGAGAGCAAGAGCCACCAGGCACUGACCUCAGCUAGCACUAACUUGCAGGAGCAGGAUGCAGACAUGGAUGUACCUCCAGAGGCUCUGGGGUCAGAGAAGAUGCCUGGACUCCAAGAAAUCCCAACAUCAGCACCUUCUGGUAUUGACCUAACAAGGGAGAUAACACACUGCACAACUGCUAGACCUGAUGGGCUUCUGAAAGUGGCUCUCCAGCUGUCUGGGAGGCCCCAGGAAACUGGGCAGAGUUUGGUGGCCAGGGCUGGUGACUGGUACCCUCUGUGCCAACAGCUAUUUUGUCACAACCCAGCAGCUGAUCUUCCAGGGAACAUGGCAGUUUUCAUAGAGCUGCAGCAGAAUUUAGCCUCAGUGGUUCAACUAGCAGCCAAAAGUGGGCCUCUGGAUUUAGGGAAGGACCUUAAUUCAACUGGGCGUCCAGAAGCACUUUUACAAAUGCAAGGCAGAUUGGAGGAGGUGGAGACCCAUGGCAAACAGCUAUUGGACAAGAUUCUGGCUUCUGAUGGCCUCCAAGCCCCUAAGUCAUGGGAGGAGAGCAUUAAGGAUGAAUGCCUUCUAUGGUCAGUGGCUGUCCAAGACCUACUCCAGUGCAUGGAGAGACUCAGCAGGAGACAAGGCCUGUUCUUGCUGCCCCUGAGACAAGCCAUGAAGGAGCAGCAGGGACUGCAGGAAGGGUUGGCCCAGGCAGCAGAUGUUUCUCAGAGGCUACAAGAGGCUGCCAGGCUGUCUAGCCUCCUAUGCAGAGAUGUGCAGGUUAAAGGUGAGGUCUCCUUUUUGUGCAGGGAAAUUCAUGUGCUCACAGAUGCUCUGCUGGAUGUGGCAGUGAUCCUGGCCUCUUCCCCAAAACCAUCUCCCAGCCUGUCCACACGCUUUGAACUUCUCUACUUAGAGCUCUCCUUUCGAACCAAGGCCCUGACUGGUCACCUGAGCAUCAUUAAUGCAGACUAUGAACAUGCCUUCCAAGAUGCCUUCUGUCCAAGGCUCUCUGUCUCUAGAGAACCUCAGACCAGACGAGAAAGCUCCCUGGAAAGAAUGGUGUCUGGUAUCCUCGCUGCACAGAGAAUUGUGGCAGGAAGUCAGGAGUAUGGGACCUGCCAAGAAGACCUUUUAAUGGCUCUGGAGAGCAUUCUUGUCCUCACCAAGGAGGUGGCCCAGAGGAUCCCAGUGCUCCAAGAUUGCCCAGAGGAGUGGAGAAUGCACAUCCUGGACUGGCUUCAGUGGGAGUGGGCAGCCAGGGCCCAUCAUGCCAUGGCCCAGGUCCAGGCCUGGAAAGGUGGUUACACCGAGGCCUGGAGACUCCUGGCCCAGUGCCUAAAGCCCAGUGAGGAGAUGGCAGUGAUGAAACCCAGGGGUGAACAGGACUCUGCCCAUCCCCAGCUCUGCUGUGAGGAGGGUGCAUCAGAAGCUGUUGCAGUGAACAGAGUGGAGUCUCAGGGUGCUGCCCCCCAAAACACCCCAGGGAGCUCAGUGGGGACCUAUGCCGCUGAUCCAGCCAUCACUGGGACAGUCGAGGCAGACCUAGACACGGAGCAGCCCGACAGCCCCGCAUCCAGCUCUCCGGGUGCCCAGGCCCUGCUGGGUCCUGCACCAGACCAGCUGCUCCCAGAGGAUGGCAGCGCAGAUGGUGGGAGCAGAAUCAUCCAGAUUACCCAUGAGAUGGCCGCAGAGGUGCUCCUGAUGGCUCAGAGUCUGAGGAAGAGAGGACCUAUCUUGACCAAAGAUCAGCUCAUUACCUCUGCUAAGAAAAUUGCAACUUCUGGACAAAACUUCGCCAGAUUUAUCCACAUCAUUGCUAAGAACUGCAUAGAUCAGAGAUAUUCCCAGGAGCUUUUGUGUGUCGUAGAGCAGAUUCAAAUGAUGAGCAACCAGCUCCGCAUCAUCUCCAGUGUAAAGGCCUCUCUGGUAAGAAGCAGGUCCUCUGAAGAGCUCCUGCUGGAAAAUGCACAGCAGCUCCUCCAGGUGGUCUCCAAGACUGUGAGGACCACGGAAGCUGCAAGUCUCCGGGGCUUGAGACAACCUUCCUCAGACCCAGAAGAGUUGGAAGUUGCUGCCUUCUGCAUGCAGUGGAGAAGAAAACUGCUAGGGCAUAGACUUCGAGAGACUUCAAACCUGGACUGUGAUGAGCUAGGCCUGCGAAAAACCAGCACCAAAGGGCCCCCCACACUAGCAGCCCUGGUUCAAGAAGGAUUUAUUUAAAGUCUGAGAAGUAGUCUCCGAGUCAGACUGUCUGUUGUUGCAUACCUUGGCCCCGAGAUGGGCAGCCCAGAGUGGGGAGUGCCUUUUAGGCUGAGUCAGCCUAUGGGGACACAGGCUGGCCCUCACCUAGAGCUGCUCUGGCAGUGUCCCCAGUUAGGGGGACUGUCCCUGGGCCCCUGGUGAGGCUGGUAUCCUGGUAAGGAUGCUUCUGCUUCUGGGCUUAUAGACUGUGGAAGGGAGGGGGGGAACAUCCAUGCCCCGUUAGUUUAAGCCUUUACAGAGGCAUUGCAAAGUGCGAACAGUCCCAGUUGUACGGGGAGCCAGGUAUUGAAAGAUUUGUAAGUUAGAUUGGGGAGGCCAGUUGAGUUCAAGAUACGGGGAAGCUGAGGUGGUGUUAGCCUGGGACAGGUUCCCUACAAGAGCUGCUUGCAUUGCUGCUUGAAGAUUUGUUUGGAUUUCCUAGGAUUUUUAUAAAACUGGGAUCCUGCAGUAGCAUUCUUCUUUUCCCCUGCGGCUUCUUUCCUUCAGCAUGAUCACUGUGAGAUAAUCCUUCACAGCUCCUCAGGACUCUGCCACCCUUAGCUCUCAAGACUUCCUCCAAUGUUUUCUUCUGAAAGAUUAAUGUAGAGAUGUCUCCAUUUUACUUAGCUUUUUAAAUAAGCAACUUUGGGUUUUAUUGACUUUCUCUCUUAGAUUUCUGUUUUCUGCUUUAUUGAUUCUCUUUAAUAUUUCUUAUCAUGAUUUUGAGCUUAACUUGCUCUCUUUUUCAAGUUUCUGAAUGUAGAAGGGGAGAUCAUGUUCUGUAGUGUGUUUCUUUCUUUUUUUUUUUUAAGAUUUUAUUUAUUUGAGAGAGAGAGAGAGCACACAAGCUGAGGGAGGGACAGAGGGAAAGGGAUAAGCAGACUCCCAGCUGAGCACAGAGCCUGA